UUUCAGGUGUGAUUUGCUUCCUGAAUGUCAGUUAUCAUUUUAUUUAUUUUUAUUUUUUAUUUAACCUUUAUUUAACCAGGAAGUCCCCUGAGUCUCUUUUAUAACACAUCUUAAGGAAAUAUGUGCUGAUCUUGUACACUGCUGAUACCAACCCCCCCACCAGGAGCUGCACAGCAGUCUAUCUACAGUGGUCUGUAAUGAAGCUAUGGAGAAAAGUGCCUUACCCCAAGGUACCUCAACAGCCAUCCCUGAAGGACAUUCACAUCCCAUUAACAGAAAGUUAUUCUUGUGAGAUUUUCAGAUACAGACACAUUUUUAUCAUCUGACUGCAGACAGUAUCCUCUUUUAACAUGGAUUUUUAAAAAUCUAACUGAUACUAAAUUAUUGAAGUUAAGGAACAUGACAUGAACUGACAGAUAUGAAAUAUGUUUCUACUCUUUUGUUUUUAAACUCUAAAGUGAGUUAAUACUGGUAAUAUUUUUCAAUAAUUUAGUUUUUCAAAAUUUACACGCUCUCUUUUUCAUGGUAAAAGCCACGUCUACUCAACCACACAUAACUGCCUUUUUUGGGUGUAUUUUCAAUUUAAAUUAUGAGAUCAUGAUUACGCACAUGAAGUGACAUUUAUUAUCCAAAUUUCUGAUACCUUACACAACAUCGACAGAAAUGAAUGAUUUAACUUUUCACACUCUUCCUGUUAAAGUUUGUAAUAAGAAGUUACGCGUUUUUUUCUGUUAGAUUAUAUCAAUACAAAUGUGCUACUGUGGGUGCAGACUUUGUAAAAAUGGCGUCUGAUAUAGACUGCCUUUAUAGGCGCAGCUGUGCUAUGACUGACCACAACAACAUCAGUGCAUUCUAAGUCAUUUCCAAAGAAUGAAGUCUGCCGCUGCAUCGGGACUUGCGUCGGACAAGAAAACACAAACAAGCCGCCUUCAUCAUGGGAAACUACGGCCGCUCUGCUGCAGAUGUUUCCAGCGAACAAGGCAAUGAACAUCUUCACGGAUGCCAGGGGACAUGAUCGCCUCUCACUUAUUUAUCGCCCGUUUACUAUCGAAGAAGAAGUGACCUUCUCUGAGGCGGAAGAUGUCAGCGCUGAAAAAGACCAGAAGUUUUCACCUUGGUCCCAGUCUCGAAAGUUCAAUGAAGGCAGACGCCUCCCUCCGGCCAGGAACAUGAAGGGCUUAUCGGGCAGCCGUUCCCAGCACCAGAUCCCUUUACCCCAUGGCUUGGACUACGACCCCCACGUCCAUGACCUCCAUGCUCACCAUGGCUCUGACUCCCGCCACUCGUCCUAUCUGCUCAGCCCCACAGAGAGCUGCCCCAUGGACUUCCACCACCGGUACUCGCCACGCAGUUCCAUCCACUCUGACUGCAUGAUGAUGUCCCCUGUCAUUAUGCCCCCAGUUGCUGCGUCUGACCACAUCUCCAGCAGCACCUUCCCCAGAAUGCACUACAGCUCUCAGUAUUAUGACUCAGCCACACGGGACGACUGCGCUGCCAUCACAGCCUCUGCCACCUCCCCAGCUGUUGCUGCUGCUGCAGCCGCGGCGGCUGCCUCCUCCCACCAUGCCGGCACCAAGAGCAACCGCCUUCCUGCUAACCUCCUGGACCAGUUUGAGAAACAACUGCCGCUACACCGCGAUGGCUUCCACACAUUACAGUACCAACGUACCUCCACCACCACUGAGCAACGCAGCGAGAGUCCUGGCCGCAUCAGACACCUUGUUCAUUCUGUCCAGAAGCUCUUCACCAAGUCUCACUCCCUGGAGGGAUCAUCCAAGAUGAAUGGCACAAAAGGUGAUAUUAUAGGAGGUGGAGGAGGAGCAGGGGGUUAUCACCAUCAUGGCCACCACUCCACUAAACAUGGUAGCAAGAGGAGCAAGAGCAAAGAACGUAAGCACCGCUCAGGCGGCUGGUGGAGCUCCGACGAUAAUCUGGAUAGUGACAGCACCUACCGCACGCCCAGUGUCAUGUCGCGUCACCACGGGGAACAUGUCAGCCACUGUUACCCAGAUUCCAUGCACAGCCACCACUUUGGAGACCUGUCUCUCAAGACCUCUAAGAGUAAUAAUGAUGUCAAAUGCUCGGCCUGUGAGAGCAUGGCCAUGGCGCCGGAGGGCAAAUUCAUGAAGAGGAGCUCUUGGUCGACACUGACAGUCAGCCAGGCUAAGGAGGCCUACAGGAAGUCAUCGCUUAAUCUAGAGAAACCCAUGAUGCACAUGGACCUCAAGCCUUCAUCACGGACAUGUCACUACCUGCAGGUGCCCCAGGAUGAAUGGAGCGGAUACCCAGGCGACAAGGAUGAGGAGAUCCCGUGUCGACGGAUGCGCAGCAGUAGCUAUGUCAAAGCUAUGGGAGAGGUGGAUGAUGAAAGUGGUGACUCUGACACCAGCCCUAAGACCUCCCCACAAAAGGCCAUUCGGCCUGAUGCUCUUGUCCUCAAAUCAGCCAUGCAGAGACCCCAUUUAGACUCCCACAGCCAGGGCUACCACUUGCAAACCACAAGAGAUAUGCGACCCCACCCUAGUGUCACGCUGGACCCUGCCACCACCUUUCAUCCCCCACCCUUCCGAUCUCGCAACCAGAGCUACAUGCGCGCCGUCAGCACCCUCAGUCAGGCUAGCUGCGUCAGCCAGGUGAGUGAGACUGAGAUCAAUGGCCAGUUUGAGUCAGUUUGCGAGUCCGUUUUUAGUGAAGUAGAAUCCCAGGCCAUGGAGGCCUUGGACCUGCCUGGUUCGUUCCGCACUCGAAGCCACAGUUACCUCCGUGCAAUUCAGGCUGGUUAUUCCCAAGAUGACGACUGCUUGCCUUCAAUGACAUCCUCCACUGUCACUUCAACUCUCAGAUCCACAACAGGCGUCCGUAGCUUAGCUGGGGGGCGUAGAGAGUACGGUAGGUCUGGGAUUCAGUUUCGUCUCCCUACUUCCUGCAGUGUGGACCGCGCUCAGCCACCUCCAGUGGUAUCAUAUCCUCCCAGUUACAAGAAGACUCCACCUCCUGUGCCCCCGCGCACCACCACCAAGCCUCUUAUCUCUGUGACAGCCCAGAGCAGUACAGAGUCCACCCAAGAUGCCUACCAGGAGGGCAGGCAUCCACGGGGCGGUCUGUGGACCACGGACAGCCUCGGCCGUCCCAUCUACAGCUCCACAGACAGCCUAGACAGCACCAAGGCGGUCACCAUGGCCAUGGAGUCAGCAGCAGGCAAGAGGCUCACAUCUUUGGGCAGCCACACCUCCGUCCAGACAUGCGACAAAGCAGUGCUGGUGUCCAAGGCCGAGGAGUACCUCAAAACCCCACGUUCCUCUAUUGGGAUACAGGUGGAAACUGUGACAGACUCUGAGACUGAAAGUAAAGGCCUUCCCCAGUUCCAUUCUAUAGGGAUCCAGGUGGAGGAUCAAAAACGGCAUGGGCGGUUCAAGCGCUCAAACAGUGUGACCACUGCAGUGCAAGCAGACAUGGAGUUAGAGGGCUUUCCCUCCAUGGAGGACAAGGGCCUGCAGUUCGGUGGUGCCUUCGGUCGCCACUCUGAGCCCAGCACGCCCACGCAGUAUGGGGCCAUCCGUACGGUGCGCACGCAGGGCCUGUUCAGUUACAGGGAGGACUAUCGGCCUUCCAGUGGGCCUCCCAGUCCGCAGCCUGAACCCUGGUUGGUGGAACCCAGCCUGGAGAGCACUGAGACAGGCCGCGUGUCCCCCCUUCGCAGGGACGGCAGCUGGUUUAUGCAGCUCCUUCACAAUGAAACCAAGCGGUUGGAGGGAUGGUGCAAAGAGAUGGAGAGGGAGGCUGAGGAGCAUGACCUGUCGGAGGAGAUCCUAGGAAAAAUCCGGAGUGCAGUGGGAAGUGCUCAGCUACUAAUGUCUCAAAAGUUUCAGCAGUUUUACUGGCUAUGUCAGCAGAAUCUGGACCCCAGUGCCAUGCCCAGACCCACAUCUCAGGACCUGGCUGGAUUCUGGGACCUCUUGCAGCUUUCCAUUGAUGACGUCACUGCCAAGUUUGAUGAGCUGCAGCAGAUCAAGAGCAAUCAGUGGCAACUGAUGGAGGAGAGCCCAGAAAAGAAGGAGCGGAAGUGGCCACCACCAAUGCCAAAGCGGCCGGCCAAGGGGCGUGGCGGUGUGAUGCGGGAGCGCUCUCUGGACCUUCAGGACCGCCAGCGACAGGAAGCCCGCAGACGUCUCAUGGCUGCCAAACGGGCAGCUUCUUUCAGACAGAACUCAGCCACGGAGAGGGCAGACAGCAUCGAGAUCUACAUCCCUGAAGCCCAGACACGGCUUUGAGGUCCACGGAUUCAUCCUCAGCUCUUCCUCUUGUCCACCUCCACCCAACACCAGCUUGUGGCGUCACAUCCAGCCUCCCUCCAACCCCUCCACUGUCGUCAUCCUGUCACCGCCCCGUCCACUUUGUCGUCAUCGUCGUCGUCACCUCCGUUGCCAUUCUCUGGGUUGUCCCUCACUAAAGCUACACUAGGCAAAGAAAAAAAAAAUCCAUCCUUCUCAUCAGCCCUAAAUGACAAUGUGGCACUGCCAUAGGGAAGAACGCCCCAUCUUCCCUGAGUGAGAAGUCAGGUGAGUCGGUUGAGUCAGGUGUACAUGAUACUUUUCCCACAGGAAGCGAUAAAAAUCAAACAUUUUGAUUGAAACCCAAGCUGUCUCAGUAAAAACUGGACACACCAGCAUUAGACCUUCUCCCUCUUGUCCCUCUUGUGUUAAAAGUGGUCCCAAGCUUGCUGGAUUUGGUGUACAUGAGUGUUUUUAUGCAGUUUAUUGAGGUGAUCUGUGGGUAUUUAAGGUCGAAAAGUUUCCAUUUCCAUCUCUCUGUCACCUAGAGCUGCUUACACAAAGUUGCCUAGUGUAGCUUUGAGCCCACAGGGGACUUUUUGCCACAGACUCUGCACCAUGAGAAUGAGCUGCUAUACCCCAAAAUAAACAUUUCACAUGAUAUUCAUUUCAACUACAUCAAAUGAAUUAAAAUGAUUUUUUAUCUUAGCCAUUACUGUUAAAACUCCAGCCUUCUCCAUCAUUGCCAUUGCCCCACUGUGACUAAGGGUAAUGCUGUACUUGCCACAUUCAAAGGGAAACACAAAGUGCAACUUUUCUCUCACCAGCAACAAUGGUCUCAGGCUAAAGCACCCUGUGUUAAGGAACGGUGGCAGCAGAGAUUGAUGUUUCCCACAAUGGAAAAGCCUCUAAAAAAUAUGUAGAAAAUGGUCUGCUGAAAGGAAUACAUUCUUUCUUUUCACUGAGUUUUAAACUGCCCAUUCUUUUUUUAUGGAGGUGGGUAAAGUCUGGUACAACUGUUGACAUUUUUCUCUAAAUUUCCUGCCAAGUGUGAGAUUAUAAAAUCAGAAUGGUUGGUGAGUAAAAAACAAAACAAAAAACGACAGUUUGACUGAGGUGCUGCACAACUGCACUCCAUACUAUCUAUCUACAGCUACAGUGUGUGUCUAUCAAUCAUCUCUCCAUCGUUAACCAGGCAUGCUGCAGCUUGACCAGUGUUGCUGAAUGAGAUCCGAAAGUAAGGCUGAAACUCCUAGAACCAUCAGUUUUCACAUUCACAUAUAUUCAUUCAUAUAACCCCCCCCCCCCACCCCACCAACCCCACCCCUCCCAUCCCACCCCAUCUUAGAACUCCACAUUUUUUUAAAGAUAUGUGCGUUAUUUGCUGCUGGAUACAUUUCCAUUGCAGAACAAAUAUGAAUUAUUAACAAAAGACAGUUUUUGCGCAGCCUGGAGGAGGUGACUGUAUCAAACAAUGCAUUUUGCACCUUAUAAUAUUCAUGUUUGUAUUUCCAAGGGAAAUGUAGUUUAUGAAGCUCAUGUGAUAUUGUUGCAGUUGAAUUGCAAGGACAGAUAUGGAAAAUUUACUACAGAAUUUCAUGUUACUCUAUAGGUCAUAUAAACUGCACCUUGUGUUGUUUUGUUUUCAUUUCUUUCUGAUGGCAUUCAAGGCCUCUCGUAAUUACAAUAUUGUGAUUCUAACACUUUUAAUUAUACUUACAGUAUCUAUCAUAUGACCAACAUCACAAUCUACAGUAUACAUUUAGUAUUUAUAGUUAAAAACAGUUGUGGGUUGAUUUGACAGUGCAUUUGUCCUGCUGAUUAAGGGGUGUUUCUUAGCUAACAGAAACCCAUUUCUCAUAACACACUGCAUCCAACCUUUUGUUCCAAGUGGCGCAUAAUGAAAACACUUCUGUUUUUAUUUUUGAUCUGCUCAUGUAGUCUAGGAAAGACAGGUGCAAAUGACACUUUAACAAUAUUCAGUUACUAUAGUAAAUGGUGCUGCUUUUUACUCUAAAACUGUUGUCCUUUACCCAGUCCUAUGUGCACGCACACACACACUCAAGGACUUUUUAAACAGAGAUUUAUUAAUAUGGUGCCCGUUGUCUCUCCAAUGACUUGUGGUAGAUUGUGACUUUAGAAAAGAUCAUCUUUGCAAUGCUCUUGCCCUCAGUGAUGAAAAUGAGGAGAAGGUUUUAUGGCUUAACUUCCUUUCUAACACGAAAAGAGGUCAGGGAUAUUUAUUUAUCAGAUGGGAGAGAUUACAGGCUUUGACAUUCCACCGACCUUAAAGUAAAAUCUAAUAUGCCCACCCUGAGCCAAGGGCAUACUGCUAUAGCUAGCUGAAAGUACAUCAUUUUACCUGCCCAUAUUUUAUACUACACCAACCAAGAACCCCUCACAUUUGCAAUACACGCCCAUUCAUCCUCAUUUGCCAAUCUAACCCCAGCUAAUUAAAACUAAUGCUGAUGUAGGGCCGCUAGAAUUAUGCUGCAGUACAGUGUUUAAUGUUUCCCAUUUUAUUGUAAUUAGAGUGGCACUCAGUGGGGGAGAGCAGUCUGCGUACUGUAAAUACUUUGGUGAGGCAGUGAGACUGACUUGUCAGGCAGUAUUAUGAUUAUGGUUUAUUUUACUCACGUUGAAGCUAGCUUUCGUCUGACCAAGUAUUUUAUUUUGUGACGUGUGUACAUCAGUGCUAAAUCUAAAACCCUUACCUUACCAGACGGCCUUAACCAAAACACUCAUGAAUGUAGAGCCCCUAACGAUGCAAAAAAACAAAGAUCCCAGGAGAUGAGCAGAUACUGAAAAUCCAACUAAAUUGGAGAAGUUGCUCCUAAAUUUUUAUGUUUAAAUUUUUUUUUGUUGAUCUCAUUUCAGAUUUUUUUAAAUUUUGUUUGACUGGUUUUAAGAAAAAAUGUGAAAGGGUACAAAAACAAGAGAAGACAACAGGCCAGGUCUCCAGGGGAAAUGCAUAAUUUCACACAGAUUUUUCAAGGUUUCCCGCUUCUUUAAAGUUGUACAAAGGUUACAAUGCCUCACAUGCUGUACAAAUAUGUAACUAUGAGAAUAGGUUUUCCUGUUUCAGUGCACGUGAAAAUCAGACGUCUACUAGGAUCAAUCCAUUCCAAGAAAUAAUAGAAUAAAUGGAUCAGAAUAAAGAAAAGGGCAGUGCAGAUCUGUUUAUCUUGUAAGUCCUUGUAGACCACAAUUCAAAUACAGAAGAAAUUGGCAGUGACCCACAUUUCCCUGCUUCAUUCAGGCUCACAUUUACACAGUGAUAUAGACUGUAGUAAGAUUAAAUGAACAUAUUCUAGACACAAGUUUACAUUUACAGUAAAAUAAAUGUCCAAGAGAACCUUUGUCUUGCAGGCUUCUAUGCCCCAGUAUAGGCUUGAGACUUAGGGAUUGAAGGAAAGAGUGCAUUAUAUAAUUACAGAAACUGAUAGAAUGGCAAGGUCUUGAUUUUAAGUUUAAUAAUUUCUUUAAUUCACGUUAAAAUAAAGUAUCUCUAUCUAUUAAGGGGCUUUACCUCCAACGGUACCACUCCAACGGUCUCAGAUUUCAGAGAAGGAUCCAACAGAUUGUAACUGAUUUCAUUUAAUUAUCCUCUUUAAACAAGAACCAAAAUCAUUUGAAGUCAUCUUAGUUUAUUAAAUCUAUUCCUCUUUCAAAAUUCACUCUGAAGAUAAAGUUGGGAUUUAAUUUUUCAUGAAUUGCAGUGCUUAAAUAUUUUCUGUUUCAAUAUUUCAGUCUAUUUCUGUCCUUUCAAAAGCACCUAGAAUGGCCACUUUUCCCACUGCAGUUUGGCACAGAGUUAGUGGUGAACUGUGACGCAUUAUGGCAGGUUCCUCCAGUCGUAAUUUAACAAUCUAGAGUCAGUUCUGUCUCUUUUCUUUCAUAUUUACUUUCUGUAUCUAACAGCCUCAUUGAAUUCUAUCACAGAAUGUAAAGGACUGUGGAAGUAAUUAUGUCACUUUUAGUCUGAGCUAUUUCAGAUGUCUGUUCUCACUUUUCAGUAUUUACUGUCACUGUUUUGUUAGCUUUCUUUGUUGUGCUAUCGUCAUUUUUCCCUUGCAAGUCUGUUAAUAUCAGCAUCUCCACUCAUAUUUUGUCCAGAGAGAAGGAGAGAGAAUACUGUUAGUUUUGAAAUAUUGAAAUCCUCAUUUAUUUCACUGGUUCCUCCCUAAGUUUUGCCCCAGAGGAACCAACGACAGCUUCUCUGAAUUGUGACAGCUGCUGGGCUACUUUAACAAUCCAACUGCUCUUCCACCUGACUGAAAGUCAUGCAAAUCAAGUCUACUUCCCGCAGACUGCAUACUGUGAUUCCAUCUUGUGUAGUACUUGAUAAUCUGCUACUCGUUCUCAUCAGUCCAGGCUUUGCUUUAAGAACUACCUAUUCAAACAUUAGGUCUUUGUCUUUUUGUAGCUUCAAGUUCCUAUUUUCUGUAGCUAAGAAUUUCCUUGCAGGUUGUUUGAAUUGAUUUCACUUUCCAGCCAGAAGACAUGAGUCAAAUCUACAAAGUUAAAUAGUGGUAGAGAGUAAUGUGGUUGGUUUAGCACAUAAGAGUUAUAAUGACCUCACUGGCACGAAUUAAAAAAAAAAAAGAAAAACGAUGUCACUUCAGCUGUUUUUGCACCAAUCACCUGUCAGUGACGCUGAUUUCAGACACAAAGACAUCCUCAAAAGUUACAGGGACACCAGCUGCUGCGAGUAUGUGUGACAAGAAGUGUCAGAAUCCUAGAUAUUAAGAAAAUUUGUUUUUGUGGUAUCAUGCGGGGCUGAACUACAAUAAUGGUACCAUUUUUUUGUCGUUGUAUCUUUUCCGAUUGCUCGUCAUUAGCAGGCCAUCUCUGAUGAAAUGCUGGAUAGUUUUCUUUUUUGCGUGUGUGUCACAUUUUCUCCCACCGUGCUACAAGGGGCUUAGGAGUUUGGCAACUAUGUACAUGACAAAUCCUCAGGUGCCUUACAGUUUGAUUCUCAUAGGACUCUGUGAGUGAAUGUUUUGGGUUGAGGUAUGUGAAAGGACUGCAACACCUCUUAGAGUGCGAGUUUGUCUGUAAUACCGUCACAAAGGGCUGGAAACUGGGCUGGGUCGGACUGCAGAAUUUAAAACUAAUUUACUUUAAUUCAAACAUCUUACUGUAAUAAACUUCAGCACAAUACUGUCUAGAGGAUAUCAAAGGAGGAUUUGGUAACAUUUGUUAUCCUCUUUUUGUUUGAGUAUUUGGUUCAGAUCACAUAGAUGUUCUGCUACGAUUCACCUUGAUGCAGUUACAUUUUUGAAAAUUCACUUAAUGUGUCAUGACACUGGGCAAAGGUCCAUUAAAAAUACAGUGAAUUGUAGAAAAUCAGUGGAUAUAACAAUGUAAACACAACAUCUCGAAAGUGUGUGUCACAUCCAUUUCAGCAAAUCAUAAUAGAUCAUUUAUUUAAAAGGUCUUUAUCUAUAUUUUUCCUCCUAGCUGUGAUAUUGUAAUCUCAUGAUGUGUUUUGCCUCUAUGGCAUCUACAUCUACAGAAUCUGGAGACUGACAAAACUUGACCAGCCAAAAAGUGCAAUAGCGUUUUCAUAUAACAAUGACAGGCAGGCUCACCUACAGCUAUUUACCUCACAGUUAAGCGUUUUAGCAAACAUGGUAUAUAUUUAGGAGUAGUUGUAAUCUCCACAGGAACACUUUGUCAUGCCUGUGUACUAUGCAGCAGUACUUCAGUGGGGCUGCAGAGCCUGCAGGCCCUGGUGCAGAUCACCUUUCAUUUACAGAGCACUGAAAGCACCAUGGUCAUCGUGCUUUACACUGCAGGAGCAAAAAUGUGUGCUGUCAUUGUCAUUCAAUACUCAGUCCUAUACAGUUAAUCUAUGAUCAGUUAGUUAGGAUUUACUUUAUGCUGAUAUAAAAAAAAAAUGUAGUGUAAAGAAAAAGUCAGCUAACUUUAAGUAGUACUCAAAAAAUGAUAAGUUCCUUUGUCAAGUUUCCCUGUUUAGUCACUACUCAAGACAUCUGUUUAUGCCUUGUACAACACUUAACAGCACCACAUUUUAGACUAGCAUCAUUUAAUAGUUGUCCUGAAGUUAAACCUCAGAGAAGUCUGUAUAGGUGCUGAAUCAACCAACUUCUCUCCUUGUACUUUUCCUAAAUUUGCUUCUGCUUUUUUUGGUUUAUUCUGACAAUCAGCACACACCAAAAACAUCAAAUGCACAUGCGCACACAAACACACACAGACACACAUACACACACUGCAACAGCAUUGUCAUGGUAUAUCCUCAAGACAACGCCCUGAGUUUCCCUUCUACGUAUCUUGAGGAUCUCCUUACAAGUGAGACUCCAUUAAAUUUUCAUUGAGAGCUUUUCUCCUUGUUUAUGAUACAGUUGCACUGCAAAGAUGUCUUUCUAUUGCUUGCUCUCUCCUCUCAUAAAUUAUGUGAUUUUUGAUGACAUGCUGUAGAUCAUCAGUUUUUGCCAAACUGCAGUCAAGUAAAAGUUAUGGAUCAUAUUUGAUGUCAUGCUUACUUUAACACUGGCCUGUAUGUGUAUCUGCUCCUCAAGCAAUAAGCUUUAUUUAAAUAUUUAGGGUUGGUUUUUCAUACUGAUCUUAAGACAUGACGAAAAUAAAUCUGAGGGAUGUUACAGUACUGUUUAGGUGGUUGUUGAGCCACUUAAAGAAACUGUCUGACAUUUUGGGAAAUAUGCAUACUUGCUUUCUUGGAGAUAGUUAGAUGAGUUGAUCAAUAUCCUUCUCACACUAAAUACAAAGCUACAGCCAGCAGUCAACUAGUUUAGCUUAGCAUAAAGAUUGAAAAUAUGGAAACAGCUAGCUUGGCUGUGUCCAAAGUUAACAAAAUCUGCCUUAAAAGCACCUUUAACAUGGGUUAUAUCUAGUUUGCUCUUAUCUAUCCAAAAACAAGUUGUCUUUUUACGGAGGUUACACACUGGUCUGUUAGCCGUUUCCCCCUUUAAAUGUGAAGCUAUAGCCAGGACAUGCUUAGCUUAGCCAUAAAGACUGAAAGCGGGAAACAGCGAGUCCCCCCAGACAACAAAACAGAUCCAGCAUAAAAUCACAAACUGACAUUUUUACACUAGAAUUUUUGUGUGGAACAAACAAACAAAAAUAUAAUAUGUUAAUAUGUUAGCUUCUGAAGUGCUGGUAGGUGGAUUUUGUUGUCUUUGGGCACAGCCAGGCUAGCUGUUAUGCCAUGUUUCCAGUUGUUAUGCUAACCUAAGCUAACGGUCUGCUGGCUGUAGCGUCAUAUUUAUUAGAGGAUAGUGUCAGUCUUUUUACUUGCACAAAAAAGCUAAUAUUUCCCAAAAUUACAAAUAAUUUCUUUAAGCAGGCAUUGGGUUAUGAUAAACAACAACUUUUUAAGGCAAUGCAGAUGUUUACAUGUAUCAUUUCCACUGUUUUGCGUGAGUAAUAUAAUGUUAUCUAGGUCUAAAAGACAGAAAAAGGGUAGUUAUACUAUUUUACACCUCUGCUUGUCUCUGCACCAGUUCUUGGACGUAACAAUCACAAUUCAGCCAGAACACACAGGCAUAUAUGCUGUCCACAUUUGCACAUUCUUUUGAAUUGUGUGCUUCUGUAUAACUGGGAGGAGAACUGUUUCAAUACCCGUGCUGUUCUUUAUGUUUCAGUGUUUUAUGAGGGGAGAGAGCGCUCACAAUUUUGUUUGCCUUUGGUGGAGAAAUGUCUUGUGUUGUGGCUGUGGGUAGAAAUAACAAAAGGCCUCUAAUGGGUUUUGGAAUGUGAUAUGAGAAAAAUUUGAUAGCAUAAAAAGGUUUGUGGUUAGCUUAAAACUAUUUUGAAUUGUUAGAUAUAUCAAUAAUGAGGAUAAAUAUAAUGCCAAAUAUUCAGUAUUUGUACAGAAAUAUACAUAUAUAAAUAUAUAAUAUAUGCCUAAUUUAAAUGGAACUAUUUUCCGCUCUUGACCAUGUUUUUGUUGUUUAAUGUUCCUUUGUCAACAUUAUUUUAUAAGAUCUUCAGAUAGCAUGCAGGAUAGUGAAAAUGAAUGUAUUAUUUAGUGUUUCAUUGCUGGUCAGUAUUACAGCAUUCUACAGAUCAGUUUGUGUUUGUAAGAUUAAUUUAAGCUGAAUAUUUCAUUUCUAGAUUUGUUUAUCUAUAAAUGAAUUGUAUAACUUUCUUUUCUAAAUGCAAGGUUUUGAAAUGGUUUCAACAGUUUAUAUCAUUUUAUUAUUUUCCCCCUGCUUUAUCUAUGUGGUUCAAUAUAUUUUGCCUCUUCUGAGUACUGCUAUCUACCAUCUGUUGUAAAUAAUUAUGCAAAUUAAACUUUUUGAAGAAAACUA
This is a messenger RNA of Lates calcarifer (barramundi perch), 12568 nucleotides long. Its product is annotated as disks large-associated protein 2. Gene Ontology annotation, molecular function: molecular adaptor activity. The coding region runs from base 963 to 4271 and encodes 1102 amino acids. Gene Ontology annotation, cellular component: postsynaptic specialization; glutamatergic synapse. Lineage: Eukaryota; Metazoa; Chordata; Actinopteri; Centropomidae. Gene Ontology annotation, biological process: signaling. The record is from RefSeq and is a predicted model, not a curated record. The transcript has 13 exons.